CUGCACAAAAAGUUCUGGUCCUUCCAGCUGCGCGGGAUUCCCAGGUUGAACUCUUCCCGGAAACUUUGCUUCACAGCUCCUCUUGCGAAAUCAAGCGGGCCCUCCCUCCACUCUUUGGUUUAAAGGCGGGAGCCUGGAGUCAGCUCAGAGCACAGGCUGGCUACCUCGCUCCUGCAAGCCUAGAAGGCAGAGCCUACCGGCAGCUGCACCAGACCAACGCCCCUCCGGGCGCCUCUCCACAGUGAUGGAGAAAGCACGUGCAGAUGAGUUUCCUCUGACUACUGAUUCCUCCGAAAAGCAAGGGGUUGUCUGCAUUUUCGGAACAGGGGAUUUCGGGAAGUCACUGGGAUUGAAAAUGCUUCAGUGUGGCUAUUCUAUCGUUUUUGGAAGUCGAAACCCCCAGGUAUCCAGCCUUCUGCCCAGGGGGGCAGAGGUCCUGAGCUAUACGGAAGCAGCAUCCAAGUCUGACGUCAUAAUCCUGGCCAUGCACAGAGAGCACUACGAUUUCCUCACAGAGCUAGUUGAUUCUCUCAAAGGAAAAGUAUUGGUAGACGUCAGUAACAACCGCAAAAUCAAUCAGUAUCCAGAAUCAAAUGCGGAAUACCUUGCUCAGCUGGUGCCAGGAGCCCACGUGGUCAAAGCAUUUAACACCAUCUCAGCCUGGGCUCUCCAGUCAGGAACACUAGAUGCAAGUCGGCAGGUGUUUGUCUGUGGAAAUGACAGCAAGGCCAAACACAGAGUGAUGGACAUUGCUCGUACUCUUGGGCUCACCCCACUGGACCAAGGAUCUCUCAUGGCAGCCAGUGAAAUCGAAAACUACCCUCUGCAACUAUUUCCAAUGUGGAGGUUCCCUUUCUACCUGUCCUCUGUGCUGUGCGCCUUCUUCUUCAUGUACUGUGCAAUACGAGAAGUGAUAUACCCCUACGUGAAUGAGAAGACGGAUGCUACGUUCCGCCUGGCCAUUUCCAUCCCGAAUCGUGUCUUUCCUAUAACAGCACUUACCCUGCUUGCCUUGGUGUACCUCCCUGGUAUUCUCGCCGCCAUUCUGCAGCUCUAUCGAGGCACAAAGUACAGCCGAUUCCCAAACUGGCUUGACCAUUGGAUGCUUUGCAGAAAGCAACUGGGCUUGGUAGCCCUGGGAUUUGCCUUCCUUCACGUUGUCUACACACUUGUCAUUCCUAUCCGUUACUAUGUUCGAUGGAGGCUGAGAAAUACAACCAUUACUCAGGCCCUAACUAAUAAAGACAGCCCAUUUAUUACUUCUUAUGCCUGGAUUAAUGAUUCCUACUUGGCGCUGGGAAUCCUGGGAUUUUUUCUGUUCCUUCUCUUGGGAAUCACUUCCUUGCCAUCAGUAAGCAACAUGGUCAACUGGAGAGAGUUCCGGUUUAUCCAGUCCAAACUGGGUUAUCUGACCCUGGUCUUGUGCACAGCCCACACUUUGGUGUAUGGUGGAAAGAGAUUCCUCAGCCCUUCGAUUCUAAGGUGGGGCCUUCCUUCGGCCUAUAUUUUGGCACUCAUCAUCCCCUGCGCAGUGCUGGUGAUGAAGUUCAUCCUCAUCAUGCCAUGCAUAGACAGGACCCUCAUGCGCAUCCGCCAGGGCUGGGAAAGAAACUCGAAAUAUGCACAAUCAGCACUGAACGGAAAAUCGGAUAUUUAAGCUACAGUUGAAUUUGCCGGGAUUUGUGUAUUAUUGUAGGAAAUGUUUAGAGCAUAAUGUGUCCAGUUAUAAGACAGAGUUUUCUCUUGUCAUGGUCCUAACUUUAUCAUCACAGUAGGAAGUGUUGCCUCACUUUGAAAGACCAGAAUAGCAAGGGAGCCCUCACUGCCUCAGUCACAUGAUGACUCAUUGUGGGCCUCCCUCACUUCCUUUCCCAGAAACCCCCGGGAUGCCACUGUGAUUAGAUUUACAGUUUCGCAUAGCGAAGUUAUGGGCAACUUGAAUGAUGCAAUGUUUUGCCGAGUUCUGGAAGAGUGUGUGCAACUUCCUUCCCUAACUCAAGGGCUGAUGUAAGUGAAAAAGCAACACUCGUCAUACAAAAGGUUUUGCUUGGCAUGCCUAGAGAAAAGGCCCAAGUGAAGUAGACAGAAAGAGGGUUUGUUUGUUUCCUGGAAGGAGUGGUGAUCAUAACUAUUGUCAUACUAAUGUGGGGUUAUUUGGGGUUUGGCUGGAGCACGGAGCUCAAACCUAAGGCCUUAUGCGUGUUAGGUAAAGGCUAUGUUACUGAGCCACACACAACCCCGCCCUGCCUUAGUGAGUAUGUAGUCAUAUGUACCCCUUGAUUUUUUUGCUUUUACCAAUAUGGAUACUUACUAUGGGGAAAUAUUUUAUACUGCAACAAAAUUGGGUUGAAGUAGCUGUUCCAUGGAUAUAUGGAAAGCUACGUAAUUGUCCCAAGAGUCUUCCUCCACAAGGGACAGCUUGAGGGGACAUGGGGUAAGAGUUGAGCAGCGAUCCUAAGUUGAGGGAAGAUGGGGAAAGAGUGGACGAUCCCUUGUGUUUUUCAAGUGCCGCAGGCAGACACAGGCUGAUAAUAGCCUUGUACAAAAAUGUCAGAUAAGACAGAAUUUUAGCUAGUAAGCUAUGCAAAUACUAACUCAGUUUCACUAUGCUGUUUGGGAUCAUUUAAGGGUUGUGGAGUGCUUUCUACAUUAUACAUUUCUGAUACUGUUCAGUAUUAAGCAUCUGUGAAAUUAACUUUUAGCACAAACAUGUAGCUUCCAUAAUCUGUCUUUGUUAUCAUUGUAAGUGGUGCAGUUAAAAGGAAUCAUCUAAACUCAUCGGAGCGAAGAAAGGUUAGCUGAGAGAAUUGUGGAAUGCUAGGAAGAGACGAUCAGCAGUGGGUCGUGGGUCGGAUGCAGCCGGCUCUGGCUUCCAGUGUGGACAGUGCCUUUCCCAAGGUGACCUUCAGCAGGCUGAGCAUCCCUAGCUCUAGCCUGGAGCUAAAAGAAGAUCUUUACACAGUCUUCUCACAUGUCACUGAAAUAAGUAAAAGGCAUUGGGUUUCACAUUUUUCUGCCUAAUCUACAAAGGCUGUUUAUUUUUCAUUGUGCUAUCGUAUAUUGUACAUGAUAUCAUACAUUGCUCACAAUCCAGGGUUUUUUACAUAAAGCUCUUAUAUAAUGCAGAAAUUUCUUUUACUACUGCUCUAAUAAAACAUGUAGAGUAUAUUCAGUUUUUACUAAGAGGACAAUUGAGGUAAUGUUUUUGUACUAACAAAAUAUUUCUGUAUUUUCAAUUAUUUCCUUGGAAUAUUUUCCAAGAGUUAAUAGUAUAAAAUUAAAGAAUAUUUGAUA
Molecule: messenger RNA, 3294 nt
Organism: Mus pahari (shrew mouse)
Lineage: Eukaryota; Metazoa; Chordata; Mammalia; Rodentia; Muridae
Product: metalloreductase STEAP4
Exons: 5
Coding region: 245-1657 (470 amino acids)
Biological process (GO): copper ion import
Cellular component (GO): plasma membrane; endosome
Molecular function (GO): cupric reductase (NADH) activity; ferric-chelate reductase (NADPH) activity
Source: RefSeq, a predicted model, not a curated record